GAUAAAAACUUGUGCUACUUGUGACUGUGCGUCAAACGGCAUGCCCAUGGUGUGGCGUGCAUGGCGAUUUUGAUCUGGUUUACGGGAAUUUUCCAUGUUGUGGUCAGCAUGUGAUACGACGGCAAGUAACGCGGCUGCACCACGCCCCGAGUUGCAUCAAGUGCGGGGUCCCUGCUUGCAGCUUUAAUUGGUUAUUGCAUUGGCUGAAAAAAAUCCAUAUUGUAUAUCCUUACUAAUUACUUCUAUGUUUUAAUAAAAUCUAAAAUCUGGUUGUUUUAAAAAGUGCACUUGAACUUCAUCUGUUCUACUCGUCUGACCUCGUGCUGCUCAUGGAUUGAGUUGAAAAGGAUUAUUUGUUGCAGUUUGACAUUGCAAGACAUAGUAUUCUAUCCCAAAACAUCAGAAGCAGAUAUUCCGAUAGAAUUUGAAAAGCCCGCUGCUUUUCCUACUGUGUGUAGCUGUUGGUGAGGAUGCUAUUACUCAGCCAUGAAGUAAGACUGACGACUCUCCCUAAUGAACAGUUUUAAUAGCACUAAUGGUAUUUAUGAAUCCUGCUUUGUCUGCUGAAUAAUACACAGAUACUUUAGAUGCUUCACAAAUACAUCUGGUCGAGUAGUAUCAGAGCACGAAAGCUGAGACUGAGCUUUCCCACAGUGGCUUAUGUAUGUAUUUCAGCUAAUCACAUACACUGUAACUAGGAGAUAGGAGCUAGGAGAUAGUUACAGUAUUUGCUUCAAUAUUCAAGACCUUGUCCAAUUUUGGACUAAAGAAUAUGUGUUACUGUCACGUUUUACCCUGCCUUGUUGUGAAAAGUACAUGUGUAUGAAAGUGCAGUAUAAACCAUGGUUCACCCAGCAGACCGUUGUUCGACUGUUGUGAAACCAAAAGUGAACGUUGCCAUUGUCAGGUACGCAACUGUAAUCCUAGUUGCACAAAGUAAAGUGUCAGGUUCACUUUGUGCACAAGUUCCAGACUGUAAGAUUUUAGAAAAACUGCCCUUUAGUACAAUAUUAGACCAGUGUAUUCUACAUAAAGGUCUGGAGCUCUUGAAACAUUGGUGUUGCAGAAAACUGGUCUUUUCCCCUUCUGAUUCAUUUAUAAUUUAUACAGUCAAUCUGCUGUUUUUUUUUACCAUUUCUUUAACAUUAGCAGAAAGUAUUAGAACAAGACAAGAGUAAAAAGUGAUAUAAUUUGGUACCAACCAGCAGUUUUUGAGUAUGUACAGUGACAGUCACAACUUUAUUGUGAGUGUGCUUUGGUGCAUUAAUGUGAUAUGAGAAACAGCUCACUUUAGCAACUUCUUAGUGCACAUGAAUUGAAAAAUGUGUGAGUUGUACAUGUUCUUAGCGCUUGUAUUUUUAAUAACCACUGGGUUGAGUGUGAUAAAUGAUGCAUGUUUUACACUGAAAAUAUCUAUUUAAUAAACUAACCACUCAAAACAGCACAUAGAUCCUCUUCCUCUGGUGCAAUUUCCUGUUGCAGUUUGACAGACAUGCCUGUACUUCGAAACCACAGCUUCUGUGCCUUCGCUUUUGCCGUUUUAUUCUUAAAGCAUGGGGAGCAUAGUGGAGAUAUUACUGUGGGCCUUGAUUAUCCUGGACUCAGGGGGGUGUUCAGUCUCACUGCCAGAAAUCACUGAUGGAAACUUCAUUAAUCAGUGUGUGAUGGAGCACAACAGGGCACGGUCAUCCGUCAGUCCAGCUGCAAGUAAUAUGCUGUACAUGACAUGGGAUGAAGGCUUGGCCAUCACUGCAAGAGCGUGGGCAAGACACUGUCUAUUUGAACACAACACCUUCCUCAACGAUGUCCGCCGAGUGCACCCUACCUUCAGCUCAGUAGGAGAAAACAUAUGGACAGGCUACCCGCCAUCAUCUUUUGAUGUGGCACGUUCAAUUAAAAGUUGGGUGGAUGAAACACAACACUAUGACUACAACAGCAACGCCUGCACUAAAGUCUGUGGCCACUACACACAGGUUGUGUGGGCAAGAAGCUACAAGGUUGGUUGUGCUGCCCAGCUGUGCCCAAAUGGUGUCAAAAACACUGGAUUUGGUUCUAGAGAGAGUGUGAUUUUUGUAUGCAACUAUGCUCCAGCGGGUAACGUGGCCAGAAGGAAACCAUAUGAAACCAUGGGUACAGAAUGUUCUGGAUGUGAAGGCACAUGUGAAAAUAGUCUCUGCCGUAGCCAAGAACGUGAUUCACAGAAAAGCUACAACUGGAGCCCAGACUGGGACCCUGCCGUGGCUGUCAGUGGCUCCAACUAUGUGUCUAUUCUGAUUGCCCGACCCAUUGCCCUCAUCUUCACCUUCAUCACAGCAUAUGUAGUCCACCACUUUUACCCUGAUGUCUUCUGCUACGAAUAGACCACCUAUGAAGGACAUGGACUUAUUCAGUUAGUGCCAAGAUGAAGAUUUUAGUUCAAUUCAACUUUAUCAACUUAAUUAAACAGCUUUUAUGUCCCAAUACAACCGUACUUCAAAAAGGUCCAGUGUACAACAUUUAGGAGGGUCUACAUGCAGAAAUGGAAUAUGAUAUUCAUAGUGAUAUAAUAUAUUUCAAUAGUGUAUAAUCAUGGGGUUGCUAUCUGCAACUGCACUGCUAGAUGCAACUAAAUCCAACACACUGGACCUUUAACUGUCAAAACGUACUUGCCUUUUACCCAGCUUCUUUGUAGAGACACAGUGACACCGUUAGCCACAGGUUUAAGCCGUCAGACAGGAGACAAGCAAUCUACUCCCCUCAGGUCUGGGAGAGAAAAAAGUGAAUGCAUAGUCAAAUGGCUAUGUGAAAUGUAAAAGAUGAUUUUAUGGCCCAUAACUUUUAGAUUCCAAGUCAUUCCGGCUUGCACAUAAUCAAUAACAGCGAUGGCCACACAAACCAUGCAGGUUAGAUUUGUGUCCGACGUGAUGCCAACCUGCUCUGACAUCUUUCACACGUGGGCAACGAUAACCUUGCGAGUUGAGGCGGUUGCAAUUUUUACAACCCAGGCACCGCAGUUGCUCUACACCGAUUGCAAUUAAGAUUGAAUUUUUUCACAAACCUAUCUUGUGUGGUUGAUAAUAACAAAGUUUAUUCAUAAUCUGAGUGUGGUGUGUAGGUAGCCUAGACUCUAAAUGAGUGCUAAUCAUUUGCUCUGUCUGGAUGAAUACAUAGCAACUCCUAGCUAACAUGUUGCAACAUCAGCUGUAUGAGGUGAUAAUAUGUCAGUAUUACAUCAAUAGUGCUUUGAUGGUAGUACUCUGCAACAAGGAUUCUGCAGGUUUCAACAGGUUCACUGUAAGACCUUUUAAUAUGCAAUUUAAGAGCCAUUUUACAUGCAUACUGGAAAAAUAAAUUGUCAUCAGUAUUGGUUCCUUGUCUGUUCCGUUUUGUAGUUGUUACAUCUUUCCCAAAAACACGAAUACAACACUGAACACGCAACUUUAUACAAGUAGCAUUAACAUCAUUAAUCCAAUCGACGUUUAAGACAAAAAAUGUCAAAAUCACAUUUAAGAUGUUUUAAGGCCUAAAAUUCUGAUUAUUGGAUUUAAGACUUUUAACACCCUGUGGACUCUGUGCAAAGCAAUUAAUGUGACUAAAUGAAAUUAAGGCACACCUAAGAAAAAAAAUUUGAUCCAGAUGUUUAAAAAUCCUCCUUUAAUUUUACAUUUCCAUCGGUUUGUCCGCCUCUUCCUGAAUCCACAUCAGUAUUCAGGAGGAAAAAUAUACUUUGAAACGUAUAAACACUGACCAUACAAAGUCUGAACAAUAGUUAGAAGACAAAUGAAGACAUCAUCAUUUUCUGGUGGUCUGUUCAUGUCCUUUGACAGAGUUGGUGUCCAGAUAGAAGAUUAUAGAUUGUAACAUGAACAGGAAAUCGUCACCACAGAAGUAGCUCAAUAGAAAACGUCCAUGACGGAAUUCAUUUUGAUCCAAGCACACACACUGUAUGCCUCCUGUUCCUUUGUCCCUACAGAGUCCUUGUUCUGUCCAACAAGACUGCUAAACAAAUACCAUUUCACAUGGUACACAUUACAACAGGGGUGGUGUAAGUGCGUGGUUAGCCUUUGUUUUUUGUUUUGCUCUUUUUCUUUUUGUUGCUGGUACUGCUGGUGGGAGUUGCUGGGUUCACUGGGGGAGCCCCCAGUUUCUUGGUUUUUGCCCUUUUCACUUUCUCCUUAAUGGCUUCGAUGUCCAGCUUGCCUUCUGUAGGAGCUGUGACAAAAACAAAAUAAACAAGGGUGAGACAGAGCUCAGCUGUAUUGUUACAGUGUACAGUUUACGAUAUGUUUGCUUUGCUCUUGAAUAAAGUCUUCUUUUAUUUCUACC
Morone saxatilis (striped sea-bass) is the source of this 4305-nucleotide messenger RNA. It is a transcript of the gene glipr1a, whose product is annotated as GLI pathogenesis-related 1a. The transcript has 6 exons. Lineage: Eukaryota; Metazoa; Chordata; Actinopteri; Moronidae. The coding region runs from base 1554 to 2360 and encodes 268 amino acids. The record is from RefSeq and is a predicted model, not a curated record. Gene Ontology annotation, cellular component: extracellular region.